AUGGACACCUUUGACAGCGAUGGAUGCAAGCCGAUACACUACGCCGUCAUGCGUGGGCACGAGGCCAUUGUGCGCUAUCUCGUAAAUGAGGCGCCUUUUAAUAAAGACGCUACAUGUAUGAACUACCAGGGCGAUACGACGCUGCACUUGGCCGUUAACGAAGGGCAAGAGACCAUCGUACGCUAUCUCGUUGGCGAGGCGGGCGCUAAUAAGGAGGCUAAAGAUAAGGAUGGCCGCACGCCGCUACAUCCAGCUGCUGCAUAUGGCAAUGAGGCCGUCGUGCGCUAUCUCGUUGGUGAGGCAGGCGCUAAUAAGGAGGCUAGAGAUGGCUUUAAUCGUACGCCGCUACACUGGGCCGCUUAUGAAGGGAAUGAAGCCACCUUGCGUUAUUUCGUUGGUGAGGCGGGUGUUGAUAUAGAGGCUAAAGACUGUGAACAACAAACACCGCUAUACUUGGCCGCGUUUGAAGACCAUGAAGCCAUCGUGCGCUAUCUCGUCGGUGAGGCGGGUGCUGAUCUACAGGCUAGAGACUAUACACAACAAACGCCGCUACACUGGGCCACGAAAGGCAGAAAUGAGGCCAUCGUGCGGUAUUUUAUCGAGGCGGGUGCUGAUAUAGAGGCUCAAGACCGUAAUCAACAAACGCCGCUACACUUAGCCGCUUGGGAAGGGGAUGAAGCCAUCGUGUGGUAUCUUGUCGGCGAGGCAGGCGCUAAUAAGGAGGCUAGGGACUAUUUGAACAAAACACCAGCACAGCUUGCCGUUGAAAGAGGCCAUGAGGCUGUUGAAUUGCUUCUUGCUGAGAGCAACAAGAACCCCAACCGCUUGGAAGCAAAAAGGGUCUUAUCGACUUCGAGAAAUGUCCUGGUGAAGGGACAGUUCCUUGCUAGCCUAAGACGAGGUUACUCGGUGCACCCUGUUGGAUAA
Metarhizium robertsii ARSEF 23 is the source of this 927-nucleotide messenger RNA. Its product is annotated as ankyrin repeat domain-containing protein 28. Lineage: Eukaryota; Fungi; Ascomycota; Sordariomycetes; Hypocreales; Clavicipitaceae. Bases 1 to 927 code for a protein of 308 amino acids. The transcript is spliced from 2 exons. The record is from RefSeq and is a predicted model, not a curated record. Gene Ontology annotation, molecular function: protein binding.